AUGUUUCCAGAUUUAGUCGGAACUUCCAAGCGAUCCUACACACUCAUCCUGGAAGCCUGGGACUGGGAUAACUCCACUCAGAACACCGGUGAGGAGAAUUUGAUCGAGCGACACAUUCACGCCAGCAUGGUGAAUCCUGGCAACCACUGGCAGUCCAUCCGGCACCCCGGCAUCACGGCCCACAUUGAGUACCGCAUCCGGGUCAGGUGUGACGAGAACUACUACGGGAGUAAGUGCAACAAACAGUGCCGGCCAAGAGACGACUACUUCGGGCAUUACCGCUGCGAUCCAUCAGGAAAUAUUGUAUGUCUAGACAGCUGGAUGGGAGAGGACUGCCGGACAGCAAUCUGCAAGCAGGGCUGUAAUCUGAUUCACGGAGGCUGUACGGUGCCUGGAGAAUGCAAGUGCAACUACGGCUGGCAGGGCCAGUUCUGUGACGAGUGUCUGCCUUACCCCGGCUGCUUGCAUGGGACAUGUAUCAUCCCCUGGCAGUGCACUUGUGAGAAGAACUGGGGCGGCCUCCUCUGCGAUAAAGUUUGUGUUGAUGUUGCAGACAUGGAUGAAUGUGCCUCCAGCCCGUGUGCGCAAGGCGGAACAUGUAUUGACCUGGAAAAUGGCUUUGAGUGUGUCUGCCCUCCUCAGUGGGUUGGGAAGACGUGUCAAAUCGAUGCAAAUGAGUGUAUGGGGAAGCUUUGUGUAAAUGCUCACUCUUGCAAAAACAUGAUUGGUGGAUAUCACUGUGACUGCUUUCAAGGAUGGGCCGGACAGAACUGUGACAUCAAUCUCAAUGGCUGCCAUGGACAGUGCCAGAAUGGAGCAACAUGCAAGGAGCUGGUUCAUGGAGGUUACCACUGUCAGUGUCCUCCAGGGUUUGUGGGCUUGCACUGUGAAGUUUCAAGGAACAAAUGUGCCAGCGGUCCUUGUCAAAAUGGCGGCCACUGCCAUGUCAUUCUGGACAGCUUUGUUUGUGAAUGCCCGCCAAACUAUGCAGGGAUGCUCUGUGAGGUGGAGAGUCUCUCUCACCCAAACCCCUGUGAAUCGAACCCCUGUCAGAAUAAGGCUUUGUGCUACAGUUUGCCUGGUGACUUCUACUGCGCCUGUCCUGAAGACUACGAGGGCAAGACAUGUGAAAACCGCAAGGACCACUGCAAGACAACCCCUUGCCAAGUGAUUGACAGCUGUACAAUAGCUGUGGCGAGUAACAGCUCAGAUGGGGGUGUGAGACACAUCAACUCUAAUGUGUGUGGUCCUCAUGGCCGCUGUAUCAGCCAGCUGGGCGGCAACUUCACCUGCACCUGUGAGCUCGGCUUUACAGGAACCUACUGCCACGAGAAUGUAAACGACUGUGUGAGCAAUCCGUGUCGAAACGGAGGUACCUGCAUCGACGGGAUCAGCUCUUUCCAAUGCUUCUGUCCGGAUGGCUGGGAGGGUGACCUUUGUGACCUCAAUGUGAACGAGUGCAGUCGGAGCCCCUGUAAGAAUGCCGGCCGCUGUGUGGACCUGGUCAAUGACUUCUACUGUGAAUGUGCCAAUGGCUGGAAAGGAAAGACCUGUCAUUCACGUGAAAGUCAGUGUGAUGCCACCACAUGCAGUAAUGGAGGGACCUGCUAUGACCACGGAGACACUUUCCGCUGCGCCUGCCCUCCUGGAUGGAGAGGAAGUACAUGCAACACAGCAAAGAGCAGCACUUGCGCCUCCAGCCCCUGCCUGAACGGAGGAACAUGCGUGGGUGGUGGUGACACGUUCACCUGCAUCUGUAAAGACGGCUGGGAGGGGCCCACCUGUGCUCAGAACAUCAACGACUGCAACCCUCACCCCUGCUACAAUGGAGGAAUCUGCGUGGACGGGGUGAACUGGUUCCGUUGUGAAUGCGCCCCUGGAUUCGCUGGACCCGACUGUCGUAUCAACAUUGAUGAGUGCCAGUCAUCACCCUGUGCCUAUGGUGCCACCUGUGUGGAUGAGAUCAAUGGCUUCCGAUGUGUCUGCCCACUCGGUCGCACCGGACCUCAAUGCCAAGAGUUCAUUGGCACUGGGAAGACGUGUCACUAUGCUGGACUUCAGUUCCCGCAUGGCAGCCGCUGGGAGGAAGAAUGCAACACUUGUCAAUGUGUCAACGGCAAAGUGGAGUGCACCAAGGUGGUGUGUGGCAGGCGGCCGUGCCUGUUGCCAGGGACGCCAGGGCGAGAGCUUCACUCCUGUCCAGGAGGUCGAGAAUGCCUGGAGCACAACUUCCUGACGUGUCUCUCUCCCCCUUGCCACCAGUGGGGGUUUUGUUCAAGCCCUGAAGCCACCCUGACCCUCCAAACCAAAUGUGAGCCCAACUCAGUCUAUCUGGACAAGAGCUGUGCUCGCAUCACCCUUAUAUUCAACAGGGACAAACUACCCACAGGAACAACAGUGGAGAACGUCUGCUCAGAGCUGAGGUAUAUGCCUGCCACGCGGAGCCUGGCGAAAGAUCGCACGCUGUUGGUUCUUUGUGACCUCUCCUACAAAAACCAGGACGCAGUAGAGGUGGCCAUAUCGUUCCAGCAGGACGAGCAGCCUAACCACAGUCAGAUCCAAGAGGCAGCUAGUACCAUAGUCAGCACGCUGUCCAAGCGGCACAACAGCACCGCCAUGCUUGCCGUCAUCGAGGUCAAAGUGGAGAUGCCGGUCAUGUCCCAGCCAGUGGACUACCUGGUGCCUGUGUUGUGUGUCAUCUUGUGCAUACUCUGGGUCUUCUGCGUCAUCGUCUGUGUGUGGUGGACCCGUAAGCGUCGAAAAGAGCGUGAGAGGCGUGAGCGCGUGCCCACGGAGGAGAGCGUCAACAACCAGUGGGAACCGCUGAGGCCCGUGACGCGGCCGCAGCACAAGGACAACCGGGACGCGCAGUACGAGCGCACCAAGCUCAUGGACUCCCCGGAUCGGACCUGCACAAGCGGGGAGGACGAGGAGGAGAUGGAGGAGGAAGAGCUGGAGCUGGUUGAAGAGUGGUGUGGGACAGAGGGGGGCAAGGGUCCCAUCCAAAAGUACUCUAAACCUGCAGCACGGACCAAGAACGGGCUGAUCUGCACCAUGCGGAGCAGCGGUAGUGGCGGCUGCAGCAGCCCUUCCCUCAAAGCACCCUACUGGACAGGCUUCAGCCCAAAGGACAACAGCUGUAAAAAUGUCAAUAAUGCCAUCACCGGCCAAGAGCACAAAGAACAUUGCGUAUGAGCUCCGUCGAGCAGGAUGAGGAGACCAAGGCCAUCUCAGAAACGGGAGUUUUUCCCAUGUGUUAUUUUUAUGUUUGACUUCUUCGAGAUGUUUUGAGGCUGAUAAAGUGGCAAAUUUCUUUCGUUCCUUUUUUUAUGUACAGAGGAAGCAAAUUAUAUUUCUUUAUAAGGAGGCGGUGAGAAGCCGUUUUUUUGUUUUCGGAGAAAAAAACUGCUGGAUUAGGAGCAGGACUAAGGAACUCGUGAGAGAAACCGUAUAAAGACUUUUACGUUGUUGUUUACAAAUGGCUGUGCUUUUGGUUUUGUUUCGAGUGGCCCAAUGUCGGUGCAGACCACGUGCGGGGGGUGGGGGACGCUGGCUUCGGGGGAUCCCCCUUCAACCGUUCAUCUGUUCUCCUUCCACGCCUGCCUUACCGAGCUCGUUGUCCGUGAGGAGGGCUACGGUGCCUAUAAAGUGGCCUUGUUUUUUCUGUCCUUUCUGUCAUCUUGGCUGAAUGCUCUUUAAAAAAAAUGGAUUGCUGUAUUUUGAGUCGGUCGCAAGUGCCUUCAGACAAGCCCCUCGGUUUCAGGGUCUCCUGACCCAAUAGAUCACGACAAAGAGGAGAGGCUGGUCUUAAGAGCAGCUCCCAUAUCACCAUCAAGGUAUUUGUUUAAACAAAGACAAGAGAUCUGUAAAUAUGUGUAUAUAAUAAAGGAGUCGCUGUGUAUAUUUGAAUUUAGUAACUUAAGUCACUUUUUUAUUAUUAUUAUUAUUAUUAUGAUUUAAAUAUUAUGAUUAUUAUUGUUUGUUUUUUUGUUUUACAUACCAUUCCUUUUAUUUAUGCCAGUUGAUAUGGCAUGUUUUGUAAGAUGUAUACAGCGUCCCAGUCAGAACAAAAAUAUAAUCAGAGAUCAUCCUAUUAUGUUGUUGGUUUUUGUUUUCACUAGACACCUAUACAAUCGUGUGCUGUAUUGUGGCGUGUGUUCGCCUUCUUGAAGACCCCUAUUCCCUUUCCACACCUGUCCUUUCUUGCUGAGCAUAAAACCAUGCUGCUUGUUUCUUGUAAAAAUGCUGAUAUGUCAAAAUUAUGAUGUCCAACUGUUUUCUCCUUCUUUUCUGUUUUUGUUUGUUUGUUUGGUUGGAUCUAAACUUCAUGAAGGGAGCAAUUAUGUUGUAAAGCAUUUGUACUCGAGGUACCAGCUCAAAGAAAUGGAUUACCUCAGAAACGGCUGGCUAUGAUUUGAUUUCUUUCAUCAUGAUGUUAAAUAUUAGAUUUCGUUUUUUUGCUUAUGGGAAGAUAACAAACGUUUAAAACUGUUCCUGAACAACUGGUUCACAAUCAAGUGCAAGCAAACAAGUAUAAAUAAGCAAGUUAAGCUCAAUGUCCGUUAUGGUAGGGAAAUGGGGUGGAGCUGGAGGAGAGUUUUCUUGUUUUGUUUUGUUGUUUUUUUUAAGAUGUAUUAUUAUAAUUUUGUUUGUACAGGAGAAUUGCUCUGAAAAAAAGUUAUUUGGUUCAUUUAGUGGAAUUUAUGUUUGUUCUUAGAAAUAAAUCAAACUAUUUAUUAAAGCAUUUUAUAACAAUGUGCUCAAAAGAGCCACUGUCUGCUGGUGUUCAGUACUAAAGGCGCUCGUCUGAGUUUGUGGUAAGUCUUUUCAUCAUAUCGUAUUACCAAUACAACAAAAUAAUCCCCCUUCCCCUUCCCCUGCCAGAGGUGAGGACGACUCCGGAUCGAUACAGGAACUCGUGCUUCCAGUCGAGAUGCUACUGACAGGAAGCAGCCAAUGGUAACUGGUCUCCUGUUCUCGGCUGACUGCUGGCUAGCCAAUAGACGAUGGGUUUCUCGUGGCUUCAUCUGGUGUGAAUGUUUUAUGAGAAUGCUUAUGAUGAUGCAGUGAGUUUGUUAUGGUUUCGUUCCACAAGUAACGGGCUUUAAUGGAACGGAGGCCUGGAGUUGUGUUUCACAUCACUCACAAUACCAUAGUGUUUGGGUUUAGGUGUCUCUUAUGGUGUAAGUGAACUUGGGUCGUAGAAGUAAAGUGGGGAAAAAGUACUUUGUGAGAUAAGGAAAAUCCAGUGAAGAAGAGGAGACCAGCGCUGUUGGGAGCUGUAAUUAAUGAGGGUUUGAUAAAUGUUUUUAAUGGUAAAUGGCCUAAAUGAAAUAAACUAGCAACCCUGUUGUUGCAUCCCUUCUUAGAUAUUCUAGGGAAAGCAUUGUACAAACAGUGCUUUCAUAUACCAUAAACUUACUGCAUUUUUGUGUGAAUGUCGUCACGCCACAAGAAAAAAUAACAAGGCAAAAUCUUUCUUGACCUGAUGAUGUAAAGCUUUACUGCUCUGGGGUCAUUCCUGUUGAGAAGUAGAUUUUCAUAUCCCUGUCAAAUAUGUCUUAAUAUAUGAUACAUUAUUAAAACAUUACACAGCUUUCUUUAAUCACAAUUAUUUGAACAUAAGGUGAAUUAUAAGUUAUUUAACCCAUUUGAAUUGAACAGAUGUCAUUUUUAUCAUGUCACUGGCAAAAAAGACACAUAUAUAUAUAUAUAUA
Molecule: messenger RNA, 5717 nt
Organism: Sinocyclocheilus anshuiensis
Lineage: Eukaryota; Metazoa; Chordata; Actinopteri; Cypriniformes; Cyprinidae
Product: protein jagged-2-like
Exons: 23
Coding region: 1-3195 (1064 amino acids)
Biological process (GO): Notch signaling pathway; cell communication
Cellular component (GO): membrane
Molecular function (GO): calcium ion binding; Notch binding
Source: RefSeq, a predicted model, not a curated record